This is a messenger RNA of Aspergillus aculeatus ATCC 16872, 2496 nucleotides long. RefSeq lists its product as uncharacterized. The coding region runs from base 1 to 2496 and encodes 831 amino acids. Lineage: Eukaryota; Fungi; Ascomycota; Eurotiomycetes; Eurotiales; Aspergillaceae. The record is from RefSeq and is a predicted model, not a curated record. The transcript is spliced from 5 exons.
AUGGAUACGGCCUUCGAGUUUGUGAAUCUCACGUCGGCCCAACAACUCCGACAGAAGCCGACGCGGGCGGUGAUCCGCUCCCACGCCAGCCGGCACAACUGGCGAUCGCAUGCCAAUUCCAACGCGACCAAACGACCCUCUUAUACUCCGAAGGAUGAUCGACCUCAACAGACUCUAGCGGAGAUGCAUAGCAUCUCCGAGGCCGUAGGUCUGGGACUCCUCGACCCGUUCCAGACCUACCCAUCGCAGCUAGACGCUGCGACCGUGAGUCGAAUGUUCGAGUACUCACUGCAAUAUCUAUGGCCUACCAUCUUCAUGGCCAGUGCAGUACCAGAGCAGACUUCACCCACAAUCAGGGCGUGGUUCACUGCCGGAUUGAACAGCCCGGUUCUGUUCAGCGCGUUCAUUCACGGAGCGGCGACUCAUCUGCAGUCGAAAAGGUUGUUGUCCGGCGCGCAGCAAGUUGAUCAGAAGGCAGCUUACGAGAUUCAGCUAAGUCAGCUGGAGACAGUGCAGCGUCUCAAUGCGGCCAUGCAGCGACCGGUGGAUCAGUGGACUGAUGAGGUCAUUCUCGCGAUCAAUUCGUUGCUAUAUACCUCCGAUGAUGCUGAGACCAUUAACGCCGCUGGUAAUGUGUCGUCACCGUUCAGUCCGGUGUUCGAGAGCAUGCAAAGUCUCGAUGUGUAUGCUGUUCUGACGCAGGAUAACUGUCAUCGUCGGGGGUUGCUGGCCAUGAUUCGCCAGCGGGGUGGUCUAGAGAAUAUUAAACUGGAGGGGGUGGCCGCUGUGAUCUCUUCUACAGAGGUAAUCGUCGCAACCAAGAACCUCACCAAGCCUCAAUUGGAGUAUAGAUCUAUGUUGAGCGAGCAGCUGCACACCACGCAGCGAGAAAGCCCCACGCCCUCCUUCCAAUCCACUGCUCUCGAGCUCUCGCAGAACCGUCUGCUGGACCAGCUAAAAGGUUUUCCACGCGGAUUCCUUGAGAUUCUGCAUGACAUGGUGAUCUAUACAGACCGAAUUCAAUCUCUAAUCCAUGGACGAGUAUGCCAGUCGCAUCCCCAGAUGCUUAGCCUGGUCGAGCAGCGCAAUUGGAUCCAACACCGACUUCUGAGUCUUCCGUCUAAGGAGAAAUGCGUCACGCCGGUGUCGUUUCUGUACGAGCCCUUCCGCUUGGCUGCCCAAGUCUAUAGUCUUGCGGUCAUCUUGCCGCUUCCCAUGGCCGUUGCACCCUUUGCCCGAUUAGCCGAGCUGCUCCAGGUGGAGAUCAGCCAAGCUAUGGAGUAUGAGCCCGUGUGCAGUGACGCCGAAGUGGAUCUGCUGUUGUGGAUGGUGGUGCUGGGCGGAAUCGCCAGUGAAGGGACACGAGUCCGAAGCUGGUAUGAGACUAUGCUUCGUCAUUUACUGCAAGGAAGGGACUUCUUGCUCAGUUCCAACCAUUCCUAUCCAAUAAGAAAGAAGGUCCACCCAGAACGAAGAAUGCUGAAACUCCUCGCCCAACCCUUCCACCCGCUCACUCUCCCCGCACCAACCUCCUUCGCCAACCAAACCCUCCUCAUAACCGGCGCCAACACCGGCGUUGGCCUCGAAGCCGCCCGUCACGCGCUGACUCUCCACGCCGCUAAGGUAAUUUUGGGUGUCCGCGACCUGACCAAAGGCGAAGCCGCCAAAGCCGACCUCCUCAGCACGACCGGCGCCCACUCCUGCCAAAUCGACCUCUGGGCCCUAGAUCUAGCCUCCUUUGCCAGUGUCAAGGCCUUCGUUGCCCGAGUGAGACACUACGUCCGCGAUGAGCAAGGGAGGAUCGACGUCGCGAUCAUGAACGCGGGAUUGGCAUCGGGCGAGUGGCAUGUGACGGAGGACGGGUGGGAACGGACGAUCCAGGUGAACGGGCUGGCGACGGCGUUGUUGAGUUUACGGGUCUUGAACGUGCUGCUUGCGCAGGCGAAACAAGAUGAAACGAUGCUCCCGCAUUUGGUGAUCGUGGCGAGUGACGUGCAUAUGUCGGCGGGGUUUGCGGAGCGGCAGGAAGAGAAUACUCUGGCUGCGUUGAAUGAUCAGACGCAGUGGGCGAGAUCAGCGGCGGCAAACGGCCCUGCGGAGCGGUAUGCGGUGAGUAAGUUGCUAGAUGUGUAUCUUAUGCUGGAGUUGGCGGGGAUGGUGCCGAGGAAGGAGGAUGCAGCGCGCACGCCGUGGGUGGUCGUCAAUGCGGUGACGCCGGGGUUCUGUAAGUCGGAGCUUUUGACGAGGGAGAAGGCGCCACUUGCGCUGCGGGUGAUGCAGUGGUUGACGGGGCGGACGACGCAAGAAGGGGGCAAAGCACUUAUUGAUGCCGCGGCGCGCGGAGUGGACUCCCAUGGGGAGUGGUUGGAGAAUCAGGUUGUUGCUGAUCCGGGAGAGAUUGUGACUAGUAAGGAGGGUGUCAGGACAAGGAAGAAGGUGUGGAGGGAGAUGUUGGAGGUGCUGCGGAAGGUCGAUCCGGAUCUGCCUAGGAUUUGA